UGUCACUCACUGUCUGUCACUUAUGUCGUCUUUAUUCUCGUUUGUAAUGAAUGGUGUCGUAUAAUUUAAUAUAAUUUGGUAACGAUACUACAACAAUAUUUUAGUUAAAUAGCAUCAUAUGCAUACUUAUUAUUUAAAUAGCUUCUAAAAUAUAAUAAACGGCAGCUCUCUUAUACAAAUGUAUACGAGAGCAACAAUGAAGUAUUAUUAUAACUGCAAAUGAACGCUGAAGCAAAUAAUAUUAUCCAUUUAGUAUUUUGUUGGUGUGUUAAAAUAAAGCUACAAUGAUGAAGAGUGCAUUGCCAAAGGACAAACCUGGCAAGAUGAGAAUCAGAGCUUUUCCCAUGACUAUGGAUGAGAAGUAUGUGGAGAGUAUAUGGAGCUUGCUGAAGAAUGCUAUACAAGAGAUUCAAAAGAAAAAUAACUCUGGGCUUUCUUUUGAGGAGCUAUACCGUAAUGCUUACACUAUGGUUCUUCACAAACAUGGUGAACGAUUAUACACAGGUUUAAAGGAAGUUGUCACUAAUCAUCUUGAAACUAAGGUCAGAAAAGAUGUCAUCCACUCUUUAAAUAAUGGGUUCCUCCAAACCCUGAACAAUGCUUGGACUGAUCAUCAAACCAGCAUGGUCAUGAUUCGUGAUAUACUUAUGUAUAUGGACAGGGUAUAUGUACAACAGAAUGAAGUGGACAAUGUGUACAAUCUAGGACUCAUCAUUUUUAGAGAUCAGGUUGUUCGUUAUGGUUCAAUCCGGGACCACCUCCGGCAAACGCUGCUCGAGAUGGUGGCUCGCGAGCGGCGAGGGGAGGUGGUGGACCGGCUGGCCAUCCGCAACGCGUGCCAGAUGCUCAUGGUGCUGGGCAUCAACUCCCGGGCCGUCUACGAGGAGGACUUCGAGACGCCCUUCCUGCACCAGUCUGCUGAGUUUUAUAGGAUGGAAUCUCAGAAGUUCCUAGCGGAGAACAGCGCGGCAGUGUACAUCCAGCGCGUGGAGGCGCGCAUCAGCGAGGAGGCGGAGCGCGCGCGGCACUACCUGGACGAGACCACGGAGCCGCGCGUCGUGGCCGUGCUCGAGCACGAGCUCAUCGAGCAGCACAUGAAGACCAUCGUCGAGAUGGAGAACUCUGGCGUGGUGCACAUGCUGAUGCACACGCGCACGGGCGAGCUGGCCUGCGUGUACAAGCUGCUGUCGCGCGUCCCGGACGGACUGCGGACUGUGGCGGACGCUGUGUCCGCGCAUCUGCGGGAGCAGGGCCGCGCGCUCGUCACCGACCUCCACAACAACACCAACGCCAUCACCUACGUUCAGAACCUGCUGGACCUGAAGGCGCGGUUCGACCAUUUCCUGCAGAACUCGUUCAACAACGACAAGCUGUUCAAGCACAUGAUCGCCUCGGACUUCGAGUACUUCCUCAACCUCAACAACAAGUCGCCCGAGUUCCUCUCGCUCUUCAUCGAUGGAAAGCUGAAGAAAGGAGAAAAGGGAAUGAGCGAGCAGGAGAUCGAGGCAGUGCUGGACAAGACGAUGGUGCUGUUCCGGUUCCUGCAGGAGAAGGACGUGUUCGAGCGCUACUACAAGCAGCACCUCGCCAAGCGGCUGCUACUCAACAAGUCCGUCUCCGACGACAGCGAGAAGAACAUGAUCUCCAAACUCAAGACUGAAUGCGGGAGUCAGUUCACAUCCAAGCUGGAAGGCAUGUUCAAGGACAUGACCGUCUCCAACACCAUUAUGGAGGAGUUCAAAGAGCACGUGCUCUCCUCUGGCACGAACCUGUACGGCGUGGAGCUGUCGGUGCGCGUGCUGACGACGGGGCUGUGGCCCACGCAGAGCGUCACGCCCAAAUGCAACAUCCCCACCGCGCCCAGGAACGCCUUCGAAGUGUUCAGGAGCUUUUACCUAGCGAAGCACUCGGGGCGGCAGCUGUCGCUGCAGCCGCAGCUGGGCAACGUGGACCUGCACGCGACGUUCCGCGGCGGACCCGCGUCCCCCCCGCCGCCGCACCAGCCGCCCGCGCCCCGCCGCCACAUCAUACAGGUGUCGCCCUUCCAGAUGUGCGUGCUGCUGCUGUUCAACAAGCGGGAGCGGCUCACUUACGAGGAAAUACUCAACGAGACUGAUAUUCCGGAGAAGGACCUGGUGCGGGCGCUGCAGUCGCUGGCGAUGGGCAAGCCCACGCAGCGAGUGCUCAUCAAGCAUCCCAAGACAAAGGAGAUCGAGCCCUCUCACCAGUUCUACGUCAAUGAUGCCUUCACGUCUAAACUUUAUAGAGUGAAGAUCCAGACAGUGGCGGCCAAGGGCGAGUCGGAGCCGGAGCGGCGCGAGACCCGCAACAAGGUGGACGAGGACCGCAAGCACGAGAUCGAGGCCGCCAUCGUGCGCAUCAUGAAGGCCAGGAAGAAGAUGGCGCACACGCUGCUGGUGGCGGAGGUGACGGAGCAGCUGCGCGCGCGCUUCCUGCCGUCGCCGGUGGUCAUCAAGAAGCGCAUCGAGGGUCUCAUCGAGCGCGAGUACCUCGCGCGCACGCCCGACGACCGCAAGGUCUACACCUACGUCGCAUAGGUUCGCUUCUCUCACGCUCAUAUGUUAACGAUACGAUGAUAGGAUUAUAGCGACCGAGACGGUUCCAUAUGUAUAAAAAAUAAUAUUGUAAAUACCGGUAGCUUUAGAACCUUGCGUAAAAUGUACCUAUGACGGUGUUUCUCGUUUCUGAAUUCGGCGAUAUUAAAAACUUCCUUUGUAA
Messenger RNA from Plodia interpunctella (Indianmeal moth), 2739 nucleotides. RefSeq names its product Cullin 3 (gene Cul3). Gene Ontology annotation, cellular component: Cul3-RING ubiquitin ligase complex. Gene Ontology annotation, biological process: ubiquitin-dependent protein catabolic process; protein ubiquitination. Gene Ontology annotation, molecular function: ubiquitin protein ligase binding. Lineage: Eukaryota; Metazoa; Arthropoda; Insecta; Lepidoptera; Pyralidae. Bases 285 to 2558 code for a protein of 757 amino acids. The record is from RefSeq and is a predicted model, not a curated record. The transcript is spliced from 15 exons.